Schistosoma turkestanicum is the source of this 1242-nucleotide messenger RNA. Lineage: Eukaryota; Metazoa; Platyhelminthes; Trematoda; Strigeidida; Schistosomatidae. The record is from the annotation of a GenBank genome assembly.
GCAUUAUUACUUCGUCGUAAAUUAGAAAAAUCACAAGAAUUAAACGAAUUAAACAAUAAUAAUAAUAAUAAUGAUAAUGAGACAUAUUCAUUAUCUGAUCAUAAUUUUCAAACAAAAUUCACUAACUCGAAUCAACCAAUCAAAUUGAAACAUUCAUCAUUAUACAAUAAUACAUCCUAUGUACAGAAAUCCGCAACUAGUCCUCUUUCUUCAUCACAUCCUUCUUCUCAUUAUUAUCAACCACGCCCUAAUCAUCGUCAGCAUCAUGAGCAUCAACCUCAUCAGUAUCAAAAAAAUCAAUCUCCUCGACAUUUUAAACAUUCCAAAUAUAAAUGGCGUCAAACAAGAUCUAUAUCGGAUGAUUACGAGUUACAGCUAAGAGAUGAUCUUGUCAAAGAUCUUUAUCAUAGUGAUGAAGCAUCAUUGAAUAAUAAUCAUAAUAAUAAUGAUAGUUCACUAUCGAGUGAAUCAUCUAAACUGCCAACGAAUCAUCAUCAUAACCAAUGGUUUCGUACAUCAUCCUCGUAUAAUUUAACAGCCGAUUAUCCAAAUCGACAAUGGAAACCACGUGGUACGAUAAGAACUAACAUGCAUAAAGAUUAUCCACAUGAAUAUCAUGAAUCACCUACAAUAAUGGAACGAUUAUUCAAUACACGACAUGAAGGAGGAGGAAUUCGACGUAAACCUUUGCAUUAUUUGCAUGCAAAUAAAAUAUUAUAUCCUUUGCGUUACUAUCCACAGUCUUUCAAAAGUUAUACAUACAGUGGGAGAAUAUCACCGGAGAAAUUUAAAUAUGGCGCCAAACGAUUAGCUAAUCAAUAUCCAAUGAAUCGUUAUUAUUAUUAUUAUUCAAAGCAUGAACCACAUCCAAUGUCUUCAUCCUCGAAUGAAGAUAGAUAUCCUGAUAAUAGUAGUACAUUGACUAAUCGAAAUUAUCCGAAUCAAACAACCAUAGAUCAUUGUAAUAAGAAUUCAUUUUUAAAUGUAUUGAACAACGAGCAAUGUUUAAUUGCAUCAACACGUAGUCGUAGUACAAGUCCUAAACGUAUACACAAUAAAUUUAUUGGAUCCAGUUGUUAUGAUCAUCAUCCUCAUCCUCAUUCAUCUAGAAGAAGUACAGAAAUUGAUUAUAAUAGCUUGAAUGUACCAAUUCAUAGAACUACUAGACAUCAUCAUCGUCCAUUACAACCACCACCAACAUCAUUAGGAAUGGAAUAUCGUAGAUGGCCAAUUAGAGAAAGG